AGCCUUUUUCGACGGCAGGUUUUUCCUUGGAAUUAAUCCAGCUGUUGUUGUCUUCAAUUUUGAUUCUUAGAAUUUCCCUGCCCUGUUUCAAUGUCUACAAAAUCUUUCUCCAAUCUCCCAACAGAACUGCUGCACGAAAUUUUCACGUACCACUCUAUCGACUUGGAUCAUAUUUUAUCAUGUGCAUCGGUCUGUGUCUCCUGGCAAUAUGCCGCUCGAUUACUCUUUUUACGCUAUCCCGGACUCAAAUCCAACGCUCUAUUAGUAUUGCUUCCGUCGGAGAAUCAAACAGGCCGGCAAUGCUGUCGGAUCUACAACUAUUGGUCCCACAAAAUCCACAGGAUUUUUCUACCACAACUCCAGGGAGGAUGGUAUACCGCAUCCUCUCCUGGCUGGCUUCUCACCGUUGCCAAUCAAGCCAUUCAUCUUUUAAAUCCCAUCACCAGCGCCACCGUUAAGCUUCCUCCUGAGAAACGAUUCAGGAGGCCGGAAAUCUUCCGGAUGAGUUCCAAGAAGCCGGAGUUUACGAGGGUGAUCACCUCCACCAUUCCGACGGAUCCUCUCUGCAAAGUCCUGGCCAUCCACCCCGGUAAACACGGACACAGUUUUUCCUUUUGCAGAACUGGGGAUCAUGCAUGGAUCAGAAUAAACAACUUCGUGGGACGGUGUUCCGAUGCAGUAUUCUACAAGGGUGACAUCUACGCCAUUGAUUUUUAUGGUUACAUCUGGGUUAUUCAACCUACCGUCAACAGCUUUCAGAAAGCAGUGAAACUGAGUGUAGAACCAGUCAAAGAGGGAUGCCAAUGCUAUUACUUGGUGGAGGUGAAGGGUGAUCUGUUGAUGGGGGUGAAGAAACAAUGUUUACUUAGUGCUUGUUAUAUUUACCGAAUGGAUUGGGAGAAGAAAUCAUGGGUUUGGAUGAAAGAGUUGGAUUUUGACAUCUACUUGGGGCGUUUUUGUUCCCAUUGGGAGGUUCGUCGAUCCGUGUCAGACUUCUUCUUCCUAAAUGAUGCCCCUCCGACGUUCGCUUCACCGCCAGAAUCUUGCUGUGCUGUAGGACGCUACCUUCCGCGUUUUGGGAAGUUUGGGGAGAUUCAUGCGGGGGCAUUCUCUGCUUAUUAUGAUCCACCAACACAAGAGGCAGUAGAAGCGAUAAGCACCGCAAAUUGGAUUUCAUGGUAUAGGCUAGAUAUAUAGUACCCUGUUUCUUGCAGCCAUAGAAGCCAAAGUACAGUGUUUCUUGAGUUAUUACCAACAUUGCAUAAUUAUGCCAUGCAUAAUAUAUAUCUAAUCUAUCA
This is a messenger RNA of Rubroshorea leprosula, 1298 nucleotides long. The record is from the annotation of a GenBank genome assembly. NCBI's taxonomy places the organism in Eukaryota, Viridiplantae, Streptophyta, Magnoliopsida, Malvales, Dipterocarpaceae.